This is a messenger RNA of Fusarium keratoplasticum, 921 nucleotides long. RefSeq names its product AB hydrolase-1 domain-containing protein. The record is from RefSeq and is a predicted model, not a curated record. NCBI's taxonomy places the organism in Eukaryota, Fungi, Ascomycota, Sordariomycetes, Hypocreales, Nectriaceae. Bases 1 to 921 code for a protein of 306 amino acids. The transcript has a single exon.
AUGCAUCUGGAAACAUUCACCACCAACGAUGGCUGCAAGAUAGCUUACCAAUCCUCCCUGCUGUUGAGUGCUGCUGCGGGGAAUGCCUCAUCUCGCCAUUGUGUGGUGCUGAUGCAUGGCUUCAGCGGCUCCAGCGACUACUUCAACCGCAACAUUGGUCCGCUAAGCGAGUCUCUCUGGGUCGUUGCCCCUGACAUGCGCGGCCACGGCAGAUCAGACCGAACUCGUGGUGGUUACCACGUUGCCCGCCUGGCAGCCGACCUCGCCGGCCUUGUCGCUCACUUGCGCAAGGCGGUACCGGAUACCCGUAUCGUGCCAGUUGGCUGCUCCAUCGGUGCUGCAGUUCUCUGGACGUACAUUGAACUAUUUGGGUGCACCGAGUUUGCUGGCUUUGUCUUUGUCGACCAGGCACCAUUGCAAGACCGGUCGACGUUUGACGACUGGGACAAGUCCAAGGCACAUACGGGAUGCUACGAUGAAGCAACAAUGCUCGCGGCCCAGAAAAGCUGGAUCCAGGAAUCCAAGUCAGCACAUAUUGAUCUCGUGAAAGGAUGUUUGGGGUACCGGCAUGCACCGCAGCAGGAGGAUGGUGUUUCGGCCGAGCAAGCAGCGAGCGAUGAAGCCUUCUUCACGGAGAUUAGUGCCCUGUGCGAUCAAACGUGGCUCGCGCGGCUACUAGCAGAUCACACCCGAUAUGAUCACCGCGAAGCUAUAGAGACGAUCACAGUUCCAACGUUGGUGAUGGCUGGGCGACGAUCCGGAUGCUUCCCGCUCGAGGGGAUGCUGGAGACUGCCAAGCGGGUAGAGAAGACGAGGCCAGGACUUGCCAAGUCGAGCGUGUUUGAAUCCGGCCACUGGCUCUUUUACGAGGAACCUGAUAGGUUCAACAAGGAGAUUGACGACUUUGUCAGAUCGUGCUAG